GCUGCGCCUCACUGUGGGAUCUGCUGUUGACCUUUCAGCCCGUUCUCAUGAACGCAGAAAGCUUCUCUCCUCGUUCCCUCGCUAUGUUCGGCCCGGAGGUUUUGGUGGAGUGAGCGAGAGCACAGCGUCUGCUCUGAGUCUGGAGGGGGGAACCUGGCUUGUGAUUAAGGACAUUUCUUUCUCUUUUUUUUAAUUUGCGUUUGCUGCUGCUGGAGCUGUUUGUUUGCAGGGAAAGUGUGAAACAAGUGUCAGCGAGAGAGCAACAGAUGUUUUUGGUGGAAAUGCGGCCGUCUGAAGUAUGAGAGCAGCAGCGAGGCACCGGCGGCCCUUCCAGCGGUUCUGCUGCUGUGGAGUCGGGCUGCUCGCUGUCAUUUGGCUCGCGCAGGUCAUCCAGGCACCAGAGACGGAGUCUCCUGAGUUUGGGCCAGACGUGAACGGUGGGGAGCUGCGAUGGUCUCGCCGGCUGAUGCAGGAGAAGUCCGACAACCAGAGCGAGGAUCAGCCUCGAGCAGCCAUUUACGAGUUUCCAGAGGACAUCUUCACCAAGGAGCAGAGGAAGAAGGGGGCCGUUUGCCUGCAUGCGCUCUGUGCCAUCUACAUGUUCUACGCUCUCGCCAUCGUCUGUGAUGACUACUUUGUCCCUUCCCUUGAGAAAAUAUCCGAGAACCUGCAGCUCAGUGAAGAUGUGGCUGGGGCGACAUUUAUGGCGGCAGGCAGCUCUGCUCCAGAGCUUUUUACUUCUCUCAUUGCCGUUUUUAUCACCAAAGGAGACGUUGGAGUCGGCACGAUUGUCGGCUCUGCCGUCUUCAACAUCCUGGUCAUCAUUGGCCUGUGUGGGAUCUUUGCAGGCCAGACGGUGGUUCUGACGUGGUGGUCGCUUUUCAGAGACGCCUCUUACUACAUCCUCUCUGUCCUGACUCUCAUCAUGGUUAUCUAUGAUGCCACAGUUGUCUGGUGGGAGUCGCUGCUUCUCGUGACCAUGUAUGGAAUCUACAUAGUAAUCAUGAAGUUCAACUCUCAGCUUCUGGCGUUCACGACGCGGCAGCUCAGCAGCUCCGGGCCGUGCUGCUUCAGAUCCGAGAGUCACAGAGACAACAAGAUGGGAGACGAUGCCUCUGCUUGCAAUACUUCCAUAGUGCUUCUUAACAAAGGCCCCGCCCAUGGUCAGGAUUCUCCUCCAGUCAUGGUGGAUGAGCUUCUCAUCCUCAACCCCCACAAACUGUCCUUCUCUGACGCUGGCCUGCGCAUCAUGAUCACCCCCCACUUCUCUCCCCGCACCAGGCUCUCCAUGGCAGGCCGCAUGCUCAUCAGCGAGAGACAGAGGCUGAUCGAGAGUUCUCAGAACCAGCGGGAUGGCGAGGCCGGCCCGGGAUCACGAGGGGGAUCAACCAGUAACAGUCUGAAGAGGACGGGCUCCUGCUGUCUGGAGAACGGAGACAGAAGACCUGGGGUAGGAGACGCAGAGCCAGGAGACAAGCUAGGAGACGAGUCAGGAGACAAGUCAGGAGACAAGUCAGGAGACAAGUCAGGAGACAAGUCAGGAGACAAGUCAGGAGACAAGUCAGGAGACAAGUCAGGAGACAAGCUAGGAGUUGAGGUGGGCCAGACAGAGGAAGAGGAUGAUGACAAUGGGAUUUUCAGCCCUGUACGCAUACCAGGAAGCUGCUGUGCGCGGGUGACGUGGCUGAUCAAGUGGCCUCUGGGCCUCCUGCUCUACUGCACGGUGCCGAAUUGUAUCCUGCCACGCUGGCACCGCUGGUUCAUGGUCACCUUCGUGGCCUCCACCCUGUGGAUCGCUGUCUUCUCCUACCUCAUGGUGUGGAUGGUCACCAUCAUCAGUUUCACACUGGGCAUCCCAGACUACAUCAUGGGUAUCACCUUCCUGGCAGCAGGGACCAGCGUGCCAGACUGCAUGGCCAGUCUGAUUGUAGCUCGACGAGGCAUGGGGGACAUGGCGGUGUCUAACUCCAUAGGCAGCAAUAUCUUUGACAUCCUGCUGGGUUUGGGUUUCCCCUGGGCUUUGCGUACCCUUGUGGUGGAGCACGGAUCAUCAGUCCCCAUAAAUAAUAAAGGACUUGUGUAUUCGGUCGUCCUGCUGCUGGCAUCCGUGUUUCUGACGGUGAUGUGUGUUCACCUGAACCACUGGAGGCUGGAUCGCCGGCUGGGUGUGGGUCUGUUGUUUCUCUAUGUCAUCUUCCUGCUCUGCUCCAUCUUCUUCGGGCAGAUGUGAGGCCUUAGGGUCAAAGGUCGUCCAUGUCGGUGAACAUGAUGAGUAUCGACCUUUCUAGCACACGUCCUCUUUCCUGGAGCCGAAAAGGAGAGACGGCUUUGUUGUGUACCCUGUGAGAGUUUCUGUACACACGCAACUUCACAACACACACGUCUUUUAUCAAGAGCACAAUUGUCUCCUCCCGGUUGUGCAGUGCAGCGUUUUUUUAAAGUAUCAAAUUGGGUGACUUACCAAAAUAUGUAAUGACAUGGCAGAUGGAAGUAGCGGGCUUGUGGGCCUUCUAAUAUCGAUGUGAAACAGGAAGUGACACGACAAUGUGUCGUCACUAUUUUUAUUAAAGCCAAGCCAUUCAAAAUGAAGAUAUAUAGUCAUUUGAAAAAGAGUCUUGCUGGCUAUCACUGCACCUCUUUUCAUCUUCUAAAUGUAUUAUCAGAUUUGUAAUAUAUAUGAAAGUAAUAUAACAGGGUUAUUGAUUAGUGGAUUUCACCAACAACACAGCAAUCACAUGUUAUUUAUUAUAGGGAGUAUAAACCCAUCGGUUCUGUUGGUGAGGCGGGUUCAACAGUGUGUCAGAGAUCCAACGGUUUGAGAAUAUUUGAAGCUGACUGCUGCACUUGAUUGGCAGGAAGGGAAAUGAGACUCCACCCAACACAAGAACUAAUUGUCUUUAGGAUAAGCCAGAGAACAGGACGUGGAACAAACGGCUGAAAUCCAUAGUUGCUUGUGGUGAAACUGGAUAUUGUCUUAAUUUGCAGAAGCAAACAAAGUUGCCUCAAGGAUUUAGGGAAUAUGCUGAGGAGUGUUCAACCUUUGACCUCAAGCUGUUGAGGUGGCUCCACAUUUUGAACACUUUUCCUCUGCACCUUCCACAGAUGUUAACAAAUGGUACUUUAAUCUGCCAUGUCAUGCUUGGAAGAAUUUUUCAAGACAAUAAUCAGCAGAUUAAAAUGGUCCACUGGCGUUAGAAUGAACACCCUUGUAUGUUUUUGAUGUGCAACGUGUCCCAUUAGUGUGGAGAUAUUUACAUGCAUUCAAAUGUAGCAGGCGGCACUGAAUUACAGCGAAGAACCUCUGAACAGAUGUGAGGUACUUCUCACAUACGAUAAAGGACACCACGUAUGUGUCAGUAGACCUUUAGGAUUUAAACAUUGAUAUGAAAAUGCACAUUAUUGUGAAAAUAUUUUGACGAUUUUGCCUAACUACUUAUAAGCAAGUAUUGGCACAGCUUAAUGUACGUAAAGAGAUUAAUUUACUAUUACAGUAUUUUUAGAGUUCUUAUUACUAUGAAAUCUAAUAUAUAAUGUACGUCUGAGUGUCACAAUCUUUGAUGACUUUGAGUGCAGAUUAGUUGUAAUACGUCACGUUUAGGUACGACAAUCGGUGUUUGUAUUGUUUCUUGGACAUUUUAUGAGAUUAUUUAACUUUGGUGGAACAUUUUUACUCUAAGGAGAGAAGCAGCAUGUUACAUAUUCACAGAUACUGUAUUUGUUUGUGUGUGGAAUGGCUAAUAAUGCUGUAUAUUCUAUAUUUGUAUAUACCUGCUGCUCUGCUCUUUUUUAUAAGAUCCUUCGGAAAGCCCAACAAUUUGGACACAUUCAGAUAAUUAGAUGAAUUCAAGACUAAAUGUUCCACCAAAGGGAUCUGAGCCAUUUUUUGUGUCUUUUUCAAAUGGCUUUAUUAUUAUUAAUUAUUAUUAUUAUUAUUACUAUUAUCAUUGUCUACUUGACAACACUUUUUACUGUUUCUAAAUGUUGAAUAAUUUACAUAGUUUUACAAUAUUGAAUGUCCAACAGAGACUAGUUUUGUGAUGUUUUUGAGAUUUUUAAAAGAAAAUAUAUAAUGUAAGCCUACUUGUGAAUUAUUGUAACAGGAUGAAUGCAUAUUUUGUCAGAUUGUUUAGUGGAAUAUGAAGGCUGUCAUAUCAGACUAGCACUUGUUGUGAAUUCUUUUGCAGUCGUCUUAAAAUAUGUUCAUCACUCAGAUCUUUUAUUACAGUAUUGAUUCAUUGGCAACCAUAAUUCAUGCAAGGGAAGAAAAUAUCAAGCUCCCGUUUACAGGUUUAAAUCUGAUUUAAUGCCUGCUUGUCCAGGAAAAAAAAGGCUGAAACUAUUAGUUGUUUAGUUGAUCAGUAGGAAAUAAAUCAACAAAUAAUCUGUUAAUUGGUAAAUUGUUGAAAUCUUUGUUCAUGCAGAACUGUAAUUUGCAGCUUCUCAAAUGUUAGGAGUUGCUCUUUAGAAAGGCUGAAAUGAUGUUCUUCGCUUUGGUUAGCAUUGUUUUGCAUUCGUGAGAGAAUGCCACUCUUCAUGUCCUGGCCAUCGUCAUCCUCGUUCUACAUCCACAACCAUCAUUAUUAACUAUCGUGUGUUUCCAGGAGAUGAUUUGCAGCAGCUUGUGAUGCUAAUGUGUGCUUUCACUCUGCUGCCAGUCGUCUUCUCUGUAAACUCCUGUAUUCAGAUGUAAUAAUAAUAAUCUCAAUACCUUAGUCAUCGCUAUUGAGAGACACAACGGCGCCAAAGCAAAUAGUAGAACUCCAGUACUUGUUGUGGUUCCACGACUCAAAGAAUGUUCUCUUUAUUCCGCUGUGAUGUUCGGAGGUAGUGGCUGUUUUCGAGUUGAAAUGCUGUAUCGCGUAGAGGUCGUAUUGGAUCAUAGAAGACUUGUAUCUUGAGACCAAUAAAUAACGUGCAAUAACAA
Pseudoliparis swirei is the source of this 4924-nucleotide messenger RNA. Its product is annotated as sodium/potassium/calcium exchanger 3. Gene Ontology annotation, molecular function: calcium, potassium:sodium antiporter activity; calcium channel activity. Bases 299 to 2230 code for a protein of 643 amino acids. The transcript is spliced from 17 exons. The record is from RefSeq and is a predicted model, not a curated record. Gene Ontology annotation, biological process: calcium ion transmembrane transport; intracellular calcium ion homeostasis. Gene Ontology annotation, cellular component: membrane. NCBI's taxonomy places the organism in Eukaryota, Metazoa, Chordata, Actinopteri, Perciformes, Liparidae.